CACAGCAUACAUGGCAUGACAGAGGAAGAAAAUGUGGUGCGACCACAUCAAGAGAUGGCGGUGCUGUCGCUGGAGGAGAAGAAGUUCCUGCUGGGAGUGGAGCGGGGCGACGUGGCGGGCACGAGGCGCGUGGUGCAGCGCGCCCGGGACACUGGACACAUCAACGUGGACUGCGUCGACCCGCUCGGGCGCUCCGCGCUGCUCAUGGCCAUCGACAACGAGAACCUGGAGAUGGUCGAGCUACUGCUAGAGUUUGGGGUGGAGACGCGUGACGCCCUGCUGCACGCCAUUUCUGAGGAGUUUGUGGAGGCGGUCGAGGCGUUGCUAGACCACGAGGAGCGGACACGCAAGCCCGGGGAACUUCACAGUUGGGAGGCGUUACCACCGGAAACUGCAACGUUCACGGCGGAUAUAACGCCGCUGAUCCUGGCCGCGCACCGCGACAGCUACGAGAUCAUAAAGCUGCUGCUGGACCGCGGCGCAGGGCUACCGGUGCCGCACGACGUGCGCUGCGGCUGCGACGAGUGCGUGCGCUCGCGCCGCGAGGACUCCCUCCGACACUCCCGCUCACGCAUCAACGCCUACCGCGCCCUCGCCUCGCCCUCCCUCAUCGCUCUCUCCUCCAAGGAUCCCAUCUUAACAGCCUUCGAACUCUCCUGGGAGCUGCGACGACUCUCCGCGCUCGAGCACGAGUUCAAAACCGAGUAUCAGGAACUGCGUGCCCAGUGCCAGGAGUUCGCCACGGCGCUACUGGAUCACACGCGCACCUCGCACGAGCUGCAGGUGCUGCUGAACCACGAGACCGGGUCGCCACAGGCGCCGCUCAUAGAGCCCGGCGCGCCGGAACGGAUGCGCUUGUCCAGAUUGAAGUUGGCGAUCAAAUUAAGGCAAAAGAAGUUCGUCGCGCACCCGAAUGUCCAGCAACUGCUGGCGUCCAUCUGGUACGAAAGCGUGCCUGGGUUCCGUCGCAAGAACAUGCUGCUCCAGGCGGCCGAAAUGGUCCGCAUUGGAGCCAUGUUCCCUCUGUACUCGAUCGCAUACAUCGCCGCCCCGCACUCCGCCGCCGGGAGAACUCUGCGCAAACCUUUCAUCAAGUUCCUCUGCCAUUCCGCUAGCUACUUCAUGUUUUUAUUUCUCCUAAUACUGGCGUCGCAGCGUAUAGAGACUGCUGCCGGCGGCCUGCUGUGGGGCACGUCUCCGGGGGUGCAGCAGCCCAUGUCACGCCGGGGGGCACCACCGUCGCUCGUUGAGUGGCUCAUACUCGCCUGGGUCAGCGGGCUAAUUUGGAGUGAAGUGAAACAGCUAUGGGACAUGGGACUGCGUGAGUAUGUACACGACAUGUGGAACGUUAUAGACUUCGUUACAAACUCGCUGUACGUGGCCACCGUCGCCUUGCGAAUCGUCUCACAUUUUCAGGUUCGGCGUGAAAUGGCGCAGGGGCUUCAGUGGAACCAACCCCGCGAGAAUUGGGACGCGUGGGACCCGAUGCUGCUGUCCGAGGGUCUGUUCUCAGCGGCCAAUAUAUUCAGCAGCCUUAAACUGGUGUACAUCUUCAGCGUGAACCCGCACCUUGGACCGCUACAAGUUUCACUAAGUCGCAUGGUGCUCGAUAUAUUGAAGUUCUUCGUGCUGGAUAUACUUGUUAUCUUUGCUUUUUCAUGUGGAUUAAAUCAACUACUAUGGUACUACGCGGACAUGGAGAAGAAACGGUGCAGUACCGGCAACUCGUCUUUAACUCCCAACGGGACCCUGCCAGACCCGGACGCAUGUAUUGUAUGGCGCCGUUUUGCUAACUUGUUCGAGACGAUGCAGACGUUAUUUUGGGCGGCGUUCGGUUUGAUCGACCUGGACUCGUUCGAACUGGACGGCAUCAAGAUCUUCACGAGGUUCUGGGGCAUGCUGAUGUUCGGCACCUACGAGGUGAUCAACGUGAUCGUGCUGCUCAACCUGCUCAUCGCCAUGAUGAAUCACUCCUACCAAUUAAUAUCUGAACGCGCCGACGUGGAGUGGAAGUUUGCUCGCAGCAAGUUAUGGAUCAGCUACUUCGAGGAGGGGGGCACGGCGCCGCCACCCUUCAAUGUGAUACCCUCACCCAAGUCGCUGGUGUAUGCGUGGCGCUGGCUGCAGCGGAGGCUGUGCGGCCACGCGCGAGCCAAGCGCGAACACAUGCGCACUAUACGGAGGAAAGCUAAGCAAGCCAAUGAAAGGGAUUUCCGCUAUCAGGCGAUAAUGCGCAAUCUGGUCCGGCGGUACGUGACGGUGCAGCAGCGGCGGGCCGAGUGCGGCGGCGUCACCGAGGAUGACGUCAACGAGAUCAAGCAGGACGUGAGCGCGUUCCGCUGCGAGCUGGUCGAGAUCCUGCGCAACUCCGGCAUGAACACAUCUACCGCCAACGCCGGUGCGCCCGGUGGCGGUGGCGGCAAGAAGAACCGUCAGAAGGAACGGCGGCUGAUGAAGGGGUUCAACAUAGCGGCGGGCGGGUCGCUGGCGCCGGUGGACGAGUUCUUCGCGUCGCUGCAGCACGAGCACGCGGCGCACGCGCACCACGCGUCGCUGUCGGCGCUGCUGGGCGGGCGGCUGCGCGCCAGCCAGUCCAGCCUGUCCGACGCCGCGCCGCCCGCCCCCGCGCCCGCCUCCGCCCCCGCCGCCGCGCGCCGCAAGCCUCCACACAAGCGCCGCUGGGGCACCAUCAUCGAGGCGGCGCGCGCCGCUCGAGUCUCGCGCCUCAUCGGCCGCUCGCGCUCCGAGGACUCCGUCUGCGACCACGCGCGCGCCUCGCCCAGCGGCAGCGAGCGGUCGGAGUCCGGCAGCGACUCGCAGCGCAGCCCCGAGCGGACGCGUGCGGGCCCGCUGCACCCGCUGUCCGCCCUGGCUGCUCUAAAGCGGAAGCGCAAGAAGUUCUCCGACUCGAGACGCGCGGCUGCCGAGCAGCGCGGGCCCGCGGCUGCAGCCGAAGCCCUACAGCGUGCCAGCUCAGUGCCCGCACGCGCUCCACCCGCCGCGCUUCCUGUGCCCGCCCCUGCGCCCGCACCGCCCACCCUCCGUGCUGCACCCCCGCCCGCCGCAGCUCGUGGUGGCAGUCGCGAGCCGCUGCUGGCCAGUCUCGACGACGACGCCCAUAAGGAGACGUGCGGCCAGUGCGGUUGCGAGGCAGGGUCCGGAGCGAGCGCGGGCGAGCGGACGGGGUCGAGUGCGAGCGGCGGGGCGGGCGGCGGUGCGGAGGGCGGGUCGGCUGCGGGCGCGGGCGGCGGGGUGACGUGCGGGCGGUGCGCGGCGCUGGCGCGGCUGGCGGGGGUGACCCCGCUGCACGGCCACGCGCCGCACCACUCCGCCGGCUGGUUGUAG
Molecule: messenger RNA, 3345 nt
Organism: Achroia grisella
Lineage: Eukaryota; Metazoa; Arthropoda; Insecta; Lepidoptera; Pyralidae
Gene: Trpgamma
Product: transient receptor potential-gamma protein
Exons: 14
Coding region: 16-3345 (1109 amino acids)
Biological process (GO): calcium ion transmembrane transport; manganese ion transport; regulation of cytosolic calcium ion concentration
Cellular component (GO): cation channel complex; membrane
Molecular function (GO): store-operated calcium channel activity; inositol 1,4,5 trisphosphate binding; protein binding
Source: RefSeq, a predicted model, not a curated record